AUGAAUAAAGUGUCGCCAUAUCCAUAUAUCAUGCGUCGGAAGUUGUCUGACCCAGCUGUCAAAAAGAGGUGUUAUGUGAUUGGUCCAGAAGUUGUUGAAAGAUCCCAGAUGUUGUCAGAAGUUGAUGUGCUGUGUGAGGUGGUCAAGAGUUAUGUGAAGUUGACGGAAGUUGCCAGAAGUUGUUGGACAUCAUCAAAAGAUACGCUCCGCGAAGAGUUUGCUGGGGAUGUCCCAUUUAGGUUUAGUAAAGUAGCAGUAGUUCGGAUUGGCCGCGCCGGCCUCAAAGCCAAUAGGGCAUCCACAGUCCUGCUGGAACUCCAGGGUGGCGCUGAUGUAGCCAGGGCCAACAGCAUUCCUUGCAAUACAGUGCUUGAUCUAUUCUAUAGGAGCUUCCUUGGGUAUAUCUGUAUUGACAUGUCGACCCAUCUUGUGGCUCCGCUUCGGGAUUAUUCGCCAGGCCUUGUAGGCGUAGAAGUGACGGGCCUUAUCAUCGAAAGUAAUGCGAAUUGGGAUGGAUCGAUAUUGCAUACCAGUGGUGAAGCCGUUAGAGGGGGAUAUCAAGACGAGGAUGCUUGGGAGGCCAUGGUUAUUACACAGCGCCUUGUCGUGGCGAAGAAACGCUAUCACCGUUACCCAAUAUCCACCGUCAAGAAUAUCUGCUUCUGCAACAAAUAG
This is a messenger RNA of Histoplasma mississippiense, 675 nucleotides long. RefSeq lists its product with no specific name. The transcript has 7 exons. The record is from RefSeq and is a predicted model, not a curated record. NCBI's taxonomy places the organism in Eukaryota, Fungi, Ascomycota, Eurotiomycetes, Onygenales, Ajellomycetaceae. The coding region runs from base 1 to 675 and encodes 224 amino acids.